AUGGGUUGUGGAAAAUCAAAACAUGAUGUUGCUUUAGGAAACACCACAACCCUCUUACGCAAAAAAUCAAGUGUCACCUUCAAAGAAGAACAAGAAAAUGAGAGACAAACAAAUGACAUAAACAACAAUGUUGACAAUAAUGUAAGUUCAGUUGUGGAAGUGGAAGAGAAAGAAAAUGAAGUUGGUGUUGAAGAAGGUAAUAAGGAAGAUGAAGUUAAUGAGGUUAAAGAUGAAGAGAAAACAAAUGAUGAAGAAAAGAAGGAGGAUGAUGUUGUAGAGAGAUCUUCUAAUGAUGUUGAGAAAAAUGAUGAUGAUAUAUUGAUAGAGAAUAAUGAUGAGAAAAUCAAUUAUAUCGAAGAAAUUCUUGCAGCUACUGAAGAAGAAGAGAAAAAUAUUGUACAGAGAAAGUAA
Molecule: messenger RNA, 411 nt
Organism: Cicer arietinum (chickpea)
Lineage: Eukaryota; Viridiplantae; Streptophyta; Magnoliopsida; Fabales; Fabaceae
Source: RefSeq, a predicted model, not a curated record